Trichechus manatus latirostris (Florida manatee) is the source of this 2165-nucleotide messenger RNA. RefSeq names its product synaptotagmin 7 (gene SYT7). Gene Ontology annotation, cellular component: synaptic vesicle; plasma membrane. Bases 24 to 1463 code for a protein of 479 amino acids. The transcript has 10 exons. The record is from RefSeq and is a predicted model, not a curated record. Gene Ontology annotation, molecular function: clathrin binding; SNARE binding; phosphatidylserine binding. NCBI's taxonomy places the organism in Eukaryota, Metazoa, Chordata, Mammalia, Sirenia, Trichechidae. Gene Ontology annotation, biological process: calcium-ion regulated exocytosis; cellular response to calcium ion; regulation of dopamine secretion.
AGGGAGCCGGAGACGAGGGGACCAUGUACCGGGACCUGGAGGCGGCCAGCCCAGGGGCGCCCACCCGUGACGUCCUGCUGGUCUCUGCCAUCAUCACCAUCAGCCUUAGCGUCACUGUCGUCCUCUGCGGCCUCUGCCACUGGUGUCAGCGCAAACUGGGCAAACGCUACAAGAAUUCCUUGGAGACGGUGGGCACACCAGACUCGGGGCGUGGGCGCAGUGAGAAGAAGGCAAUCAAUGGCACCCUCCUGUCAGGCGCCAAAGUGGCCGCUGCGGCGGCGGGGCUGGCGGUGGAGCGGGAAGGCCGGCUGGGGGAGAAGCCGGCGCCGGUGCCGCCACCCGGAGAGGACGCCUUGAGAAGCGGCGGUUCUGCCCCCAGCGCGCCGGGCAGCGGUGGCAAGGCGGGGAGAGGCCGCUGGCGGACAGUGCAGAGCCACCUGGCCGCAGGGAAGCUCAACUUGUCCAAGUUGCCCACAGGCGGGAAGGCAGUGAACACAGCUCCAGUGCCAGGCCAGACACCGCACGAUGAGUCUGACCACCGCACCGAGCCGCGCUCCUCUGUCUCGGACCUCGUCAACUCCCUCACCAGCGAGAUGCUCAUGCUCUCCCCAGGCUCCGAAGAGGACGAGGCCCAUGAGGGCUGCAGCCGAGAGAACCUGGGCCGGAUCCAGUUCAGCGUGGGCUACAACUUCCAGGAGUCCACACUCACUGUAAAGAUCAUGAAGGCCCAGGAGCUGCCAGCCAAGGACUUCAGCGGCACCAGUGACCCCUUCGUCAAGAUCUACCUGCUGCCAGACAAGAAGCACAAGCUGGAGACCAAGGUGAAGCGGAAGAACCUGAACCCCCACUGGAAUGAGACCUUCCUCUUUGAAGGUUUUCCCUACGAGAAGGUGGUGCAGAGGGUCCUCUACCUCCAGGUCCUGGACUACGACCGCUUCAGCCGCAAUGACCCCAUCGGGGAGGUGUCCAUCCCCCUCAACAAGAUAGACCUGACCCAGAUGCAGACCUUCUGGAAGGAUCUGAAGCCAUGCAGCGAUGGGAGCGGGAGCCGAGGGGAGCUGCUUUUGUCUCUCUGCUACAACCCCUCUGCCAACUCCAUCAUCGUGAACAUCAUCAAAGCCCGGAACCUCAAAGCCAUGGACAUCGGGGGGACAUCAGACCCCUACGUGAAGGUGUGGCUAAUGUACAAAGACAAACGGGUGGAGAAGAAGAAGACGGUGACGAUGAAGAGGAACCUGAACCCCAUCUUCAACGAGUCCUUCGCCUUUGAUAUUCCCACGGAGAAGCUGAGGGAGACCACCAUCAUCAUCACUGUCAUGGACAAGGACAAGCUCAGCCGCAAUGAUGUCAUCGGCAAGAUCUACCUGUCCUGGAAGAGCGGGCCAGGAGAGGUGAAACACUGGAAGGACAUGAUUGCCCGUCCGCGGCAGCCUGUGGCCCAGUGGCACCAGCUGAAGGCCUGAGUGGGGCCAGGAGAGGCCUGGGGGGGCCAAGGGCCCGGGUCCCCAUCAUGCCCUCACCACUUUAUGCACAACGCCCAGCCUGGCCCCCCUGCCGUGGGUGAGGGGAGGACCCUGAGGCUCGGCCUGGCAGGGAGGGGGUCCUAGGACUCGGCCCCAUUUCUAGGAAGUACCAGCCCCACCCCCACCAGUCCAGCUCAGCGGGGAGGGCUCCGGGAGCCGUUUUCCUGCUUUGCCCCUUUCCUUCCUGACUUGCUGAUACUAAAGAAGUGGGGGCAGCGCGAAAGCCAAACUGGCAGAUCCCUCCAGAGGCCCGCCAGGUGGGCAUGGCCCACCGUUUUCUUUGAGGCAGCGCCUGGAGUGGAGAGAGGCCUCCCCCUCCCCACCCCCAUACGUGCCCAGGAGAGAGGAGGUCGAGGCGUUUGGCCCCGGCCAGCAGAGGCCUGGCCCCAGGGCAGUUUCAGGUGCCGGCUGGGCCCUGAAUGCCGAGGAGAGUAUAAAUAGCUCGCUCCAGGUCCUGGACCCAGGGCGCUGUGUACUUGUGUCCAUCCAUGUGUGUGCGUGUGUGUGCAGGGGGGCCACUUGCUCCCUGUCCUCCUGGGGCCGGCAGUGCUUGAAGGCUAUGCCGACAUGACAUGGUUUCAUGAAGGCCAGGUGAGGCUAGAGCUGGGAGAGGGAAGGGCCAUAAAGCCUGGGGUGGAGAGA